UGUCGUCACUACGGCCGCGCUUUUCAAGCCAUGAAGGUAAAAAUUUAUUUGGGAUGAUAUUUUUUGGUUUUGUUCGCAGAAUAACCGCUAGGACUUAACCAAAUCGAGUUUCAGUAGAAUAUCUAUGCUGUGAAUAUGAGUGGGGCGCAGCGAGCCCUGCGAGGGGUUCGUAAGAGCAUCGCAAAGCAAGUCAAGGGGAAGUUUGCCUUCAAAUUUCGAUUCACAGUGACUUAUGAAUACGUGGAUAUACAGUGUACUAGCAAAUUAAAGCCAAGUAAUCUGACUGUUCUAUGGUUCAGAAGCCAUAGAUCAAAGACAUCGAAAAAGCCAGAGGUUAAAGYUGAGUAUACAGAUCCAAACACUGGCAAUUUCAUUUACAAUGCUGCAUGGACUCCUUCGAACUCUGUUCAUCUUGUGGUAACCCUUUACAAGGAUGGCGCUGGGAAAUUCAAGAAGAAGGAAUACUUUUUUGUCUUGGAAUCUCAUGUGGUAGACGAAGAAAGAAAAAAGCUUGCUAUAUUCUCCUGUGACAUAGCAGAUUUUGCAUCUCCAGUUACAACUGAGUUUGAUCUUGAGAUGGAAUUCAAGCCUCAGUCCAAGAAAGUUUUACUUGCAAAACUUGGUGCUAAAAUAAGAUGUGAAUUUCUUAAACAGGGGUCUACAUAUGAAGAUGAUAUGGAGAGUAAUUUCAGUCACAUCAGUGACACUGAAUUCAAACAGCGACUAUCAGAAUUGACAGACUUAAGUGAUGACGAAAAUGAUGCUAUUUCUGCAAAAAAGAAAAGUCAAUCAAGGAAAUCCUGGUCUAACUUUGUUGAAGAUAUGAAAACCCUGGAAUACAAGGAGUACCAUAUUGCUAUGGUUGGAAAUCCUCUUGCAGAAAAACAUGAGCAAUAUCCAGAAGAAAAAUCUCGCAAAUCUCCUGAUAUUUCAAAUGGGAAAGAAAUGGAAAAUGAAGAAGAUAUGCCAGCUCCACCCCCUCCUUUGCCAGAGUGCUCAGUGAAUAGAGUAACUAAAACGAGAGUCUUGAGUGCUUUGUUUGAAGAGGAAGAAGAAGACCAACCAGAGCAUGCAACAGAUUCAAGUAGCACUAAAACUAAUUCACCAUUAGAAGUAGAAAACGAGAAUCAAGAAUACAAGUUUGUUUUUCCCGAUAGAAAGUUAGCAAGAUCUGAAACCUUACCAGAUAUACACUUUUCAUCUGGUUUGGACGACAUAAAGGAAUCCCACAGGAUGCAGGAAUGGAUGAACAAUGUUAAUUUCAAACAACAAGAACUUAAAAUGAGGAAACUUGAAGUUGAAAACCAAGAGCUAAGAGAUGGCAGCAAAGUUCUGGGACAAGAGAUAGUGCAGCUACACAAAGAAAAGGAUGAUUUACAAGCUGAGAUUUGUGAGUUACAACUGCUGGUAGAGGAUCUGAGAACCAAGAUCAAUGAAUUUGAGUCAAGAGAGAAUAAAAAGCUUGAAAAACACAAGACUGCAAGUAAAAUACAGAGGAAAAAGCAAAAACAACCAACUGAAAUCAAUAGUGAAAAUCUAAAGGUUGCUCAAGUGCGAGGGUGGCUGUGUAAACGAGGUGUUAAGGGACUAACAGGAAAGCGAUGGAGAAGGAGAUGGUUUGCAACGGAUCAACGAGGAAGACUUUAUUACUACAAGAAAAAUGAUAAUGAACAACCAAGGGGGUUUAUUGACCUAGACAUCAUAAUUGCCGUACAAGACAAAGCACCCGAUGAACAAGAUGUGAACAAUGCGUUAUUUGAUGUAAUCAUUCCUGGAAGAGUUUAUGAAUUGAUGGCUCAUGACGAAGAAGAAAAAAUAAGGUGGAUCAAUGCUUUAGACUAUCUUCGACACUGGAGAAAUAGAGUCACUUAAGUCCAGGGCAUUGGCAGUACCACAUAUGGCUGUAACCAACCUUUUUAAAAAUAGCUGUAAAUUUGGUACAAGUGCAUAAAUUGCUUAUUUUAGAAAUAAUAAUACUGCAAUGUCUUCUUCGUUGGAAAAGCCUUUCUUUUUAAAAUAGUUGAAUCUGGGAUUUACUUGUUCUGUUAAUCAAUGGAGGGGGUGGAGCUUUGCCAAUCCUGCCUGUUCAUUCCAUUUCAUCACCACUUGUCAUUUGUCAUUUGUUUAAGCCCUGCUCCCUUCAUUGACAUGACAGAAAAAUCAAAAAUUUUACUGGAUUUUAAGAAAUGAAGGGUAACAAUAAUGCAAGGUAUUUUACAAUAAGAUGUCAUAAAAUUAUGUAAUAAGUAUUCUAUUUAAGAAUUUUAAAAUAUAAUGAUGGAUUUCUGGCAACUAAAAAAGCUUACACCCUUUUGGAGGAGUGACUACACCCUUCUUUCCUGACUAAUAGACCCGUUUCGAAUUCCAAAUUACUGCUGUGUUUCUUGAUUACAGACUGAUUUGCACAGGGUUAGCCUUGAGUUUGUGCAGAAUAUUCAUGUAUUCCAGUCAAGGUCCGUCGAGUUUCAA
Actinia tenebrosa (Australian red waratah sea anemone) is the source of this 2469-nucleotide messenger RNA. RefSeq lists its product as uncharacterized. The record is from RefSeq and is a predicted model, not a curated record. Lineage: Eukaryota; Metazoa; Cnidaria; Anthozoa; Actiniaria; Actiniidae.